AUGAAGGAAAAGGAAAUUAUUAAAUGUGAAAAAAUUUUGCACAAUUUUGAUGAUAAUCAGCUCAAAUUGACAGUAAGUUCUGAGGUCACCAGUGAGUCUAAAUAUCAGCUGUUGUGCAUAGUAACAUCAAAGGAUGAAAUUGUCCUUCGUUAUGUGUCAGAAACGUCGGAAAUUAUAUUGAAAAAAAUCGACUGGUUCUUCGAAAAAAAGAAAAUCAUCAAAGCUGUCGCCUUUGAUCCUUUUCCUUCAACUUGGUUGCUCGUUUUGUGCAUUGAUAAUACUAUACAUAUUGUUCCUGCACUCUCCAUCUGCGACAAAUCUGUGUCAUUUAAAUGCAUAUUUCCUGCAAAUGAAAUCACUUCCUUUGUUGUGCCAUUCAUUGGACCUCAUGUCUGUCCAGAUACUCAAAAAUGCCCAAAUCAAAUGUACGAGGGCUCAUGUACUGAUGUAAAUGCUAUUAAAAGAACCAAACGUUAUCAGUUCGAAGUUAAGAAAAAUCGACUCAGUUCAAGUAAAAUCAAUGAGCUAUGCUCAAGUUCCGCUUAUACUCAUAUUUAUUGUGAUGAGAAACCACAAAAUUCAGCAUCAAUAUCAGCAUCGUCUUCAUUUAUGAAAAAUGAUUCGAGCAUUGAAAUUGAAAAGUUUGGAACUAGUGCAUCAACACCAUGUGAUAGUCAAUUGAGUAAUAUGUCUUCAGGACUGAUGGAGUCAUCAACAUUAUCAUCAGAUUCGACUAUUUCAUGCCCAAUUCCGACAUCAAUAAUUUGGUGGAGAACAACUCAUGCUGAAUACAAUCAAAAUCGUGCCAUAAUUGGAUAUUCCGAUGGAUGUAUCGUCGUCGUACAACUUGUGAACAACUGCCCAUUUGUAGGAAAUACGUCUGUUGAGAAAGGCGCAAUAGAGAAAUUUGCAAUAUGUAAAGGAACAAGCUGCGACACAAUUUAUUUGAUGAUAAAUACAUCUACAAAGGAACAAUAUAAACUCUUAUUGGAGCAAAAGUCUAUAUGCUAUACAUUUCCGAAUGACAUUAAAAAUCCAUUUGAAAACCCUAAAAAUGGUGAAAAUGACUGGGAAAUUUUAGGAAAUGAAACGUAUGAGAAAAUAUCAGAAUCUACUGAACAAGAACAAGCUGCAGGAACGUCUGAUGAUUUACCAAAUUUCUUUCCAGCUGCAAAAGCUCGUCUUCUGUCACUUCGUGAUUUAGGUGCGAAAAAGAUUGGCAAUUUGAAAAUGAAACUUGCUGAGCGCAACAAGUCACGUGAAAAGGAAAGAAUUGAUACCGAUAACAGUCGUUCGAUGCAUGAAAAUGUCUCAAUUCUUCCUGAACUGCUCACAACAACGUCAGGACCAAUUUUCACCGUUCAAAACCAUCAAAAUAGAAGCAUGAUGGGGGCAAUACAUUCUUACUCUUCUACUCUUUCGAUUCACAACAUAGAAAUAAUGAUGAUUCCAACUGCACUCUAUAAAAUACCACAAUACACAUGUGAUGUUCUGUUGACAGAAAAUAUCAUUUUUACUUUGCAACCAUCAACAUCAAAUCCUAUAAUUACAUCCACCACAUCAGCAAUGGAGGAAUCUACGCUGACUCAUUCGGAAAAUAACAAUCAAAACAGCAACAAUAAUAAUAAUAGUAAUAGUAAUGCACGAAAUGUGACCAAUGAUAAUUCAGUAACAAAUUCUAGUCAUGAUACAAAUGAUAAUAAUAAUAUUAAUAACAAAAAUUCGAUUGAAGAAAAUACAAUUAGUAUAAUAAGCUGCAAUAUCGCAUCAACAAAGAUUGGAGAGGAGAAUGAAUUUAAUGAACGUGCUAUACUUGGAUCUUUUAAGUUUUCAUUUGACGAGAAAAUUCUUGGCUUGUUACCAAUGUUAACAUUUGAUAAGGAAAAUGUGAAGGAUGGCAAUGAAAUAUCCAGCAAUGAGGUUGAGAUGAAAUCAACAUAUUCUAAAUAUCUUAGCUAUCACUCAAAAUCUAAACACAAUAAGAAAUUUGAUGAUAUUCAUGACUGUAAGGUGCUCAAGAACGAAUUUCCUCGUGUGAUCUUCGACAAGUGCCUCCUGAUAACAAGCAAAGGUGUUUAUUGUGUUGAGCUUAAAGAGAAACCUCAUAUCAUUUUCUUGAAUCUUGCAUCGUCAUCUUUAUGGACCUUAUGUGAUGAUUUUUGUAAGACAUUCAAUCUCAACAUGACUGAAUGUGUCGAAUUUUCUGGUGAUAUAUUGCUUAGAAAAAAGAAAAUUGAGCAGGCUCUUUUAACAUAUAAUAUAGCUAGAACACCACCGAUUAAGACUGCAUUAAAAUUAGCAAUGUUUAAUGAGGCAUCAGCAUUAAGACAAAUUGCAUCAAUGGCAUUAAAAACGAGUUAUAUUCUUGAAAGUAAACAUCCAAUGUCACCAUUAAUCAAUGAAUUAAUUAAAGACAUUCAAGAUCGACAAGAGAAAAGUGAAGUUGUAUUAAAUGUGAUGAAAAGGAACGACUCAGAUAAAGUGAUUAAUGCUGGAAAGACAAUUAGUGACUUUUCCUAUGAAUCAAGUGACAAUUUUGAGGUUCAAAUGAGCAAUUCAGCACAAUUUCAUUUAUCAAACUUAUUGUUUUUGACACUUUGCGAGAAAGUUGUUAAAGAUAAAAACUUAAUGCCUUUAUGGAAUUUCAUUGUUACCAAUAAUAAGUAUCAUACAAGUCUCUCAUCAAUCAUUUUAUCUCAAAGUGGACUUUACUCUUCAGCUGUUCUGUUGGCUAUGCAUCGCGGAUCAUGUUUAGAUGUCUUUAGUUGCUUAGUAUCGAUGGCUGAUCAUGUUUUAGACAUUUCAAAUGAAAUCACAAGAUACAUGUAUAAUCUGUCGGACGAAAUCUUUAUGGAGACUAUUGUCUAUCUUCAGAAUUUUGGAUUUGACUAUUUUGAAGCAAUACGUAAAAAUUUGGAUAAAUUAGACGAACUAGUUUUAGUGCGUCUUGCAAAGCAAUUAAACCCCUUUGAUCCUGUUUAUCGACCAGUUCUCUUCAAAGUUAAGAAUCAAAAUAUUAUUAAGGAAAUGGAAAAUAAAUUCCUUGAAUUUUGCCAAGCUUUAAUCGAAACGUACAUCAUGAUCCUCAUAAAGCUCCAAAAGUUGCAGCAUCACAAAGACAAUUUCCUUCAUAGCAUUAAUGUAUUUCGUGUUACAAGCGAGGAAAGACAAAAUUAUGUAAAAUUGAUGAAUUUCUCACCGAUAUCAGCUGGAUUCAGUCAUUCGGGAUGUAUUGUCGAUAACUCAGUUUAUAUGUGGGGAACGAAUGGAAUAAAUUGUGCAUUGAAUCGGAAUGUCUUACAAAGUGAUGCAUCAGACAAUGAUUUACUUCCAACGAGACUUGACUUCUUCAAAGACAUAAAUCUUGACGUUUUCUCUGUCCAUUGUGGUCGCUCUCAUACUCUAUUUCUGACAAAUAAUGGACUUUAUGCGAUGGGAUGCAAUAAACUUGGACAAUUGGGCAUAGAAGAGAAACUCAAAUUGAAUGUUGCUUUACAGCCAAUGCUCAUAAAGACAUUGGAUAAUAAGAAUAUCACGCAAAUUUCCGUUGGACAGCAUCACAAUGCUAUUGUGGCUGAUGAUGAAUUGUACGCUUGGGGUUGGAAUGUUUAUGCACAAUGUGGACAUGUAGAGAUCAAGAAUAUUCGACAACCUAAACUGGUUGAGUUUUUCUCGAAAAAAAAAAUAAAGCAAAUUGCUUGCGGACAGGCUCACACAUUAGUACUUACGUAUGAGAAAAAUGACAAUUUAAAUACUUGCCUCUACGCAUUUGGCUCAAAUCAUUUCGGUCAAAUUGGCACCGGCAAUUCAUAUGAAAGUGAUUUUAAUUUGACUAAAAAUAACUCAAUCAGUUUUGUGCCUCAGCGAAUAAAAAUCGAUGAAGAUAUUCGUUUGAUUCAUACACGAUAUUUUGUGAAUUUUGCUGUUACUGAUUCAAAUAAAUUACUAACGUGGGGUUUAAGUCCACCCGAAUUGAGAAUUAUUAAUCAAACGAAGAAGAGAAAUAAAGCAAAUCAGAAAUUAAAGGAAUCUGCAUUAGAAACUGAGAAGCAAGAGACCGAAACUGCGGAAAAUUCAGCUCGAGAAAAGACCAAACUUGAGCCAAAAGUUGUAAAUAAUUCAAAUGCUGAAAAGAAUGAGGAAUUGUCAACAAAAACUGUUCCAGAAAUUAAAAUUGAUGAAUGUGAAAAGGUCGAACAGAAUAAUGAAGAAGUAUCAUCAAUCAAUAAUAAUAAAAAAGUAAAGGAUGCAGCACCGUCGGGAAGUGAAGAGCAAGUAGAAGAUCCAAAACUUUCGACACAAGAAUAUGUUGGGCAUUUACAACCAACAGAAGUCGAUACAUAUGAUGUUGAUAGUGAUAUAAUUUCAAUUUCAAGUGGAAUUUAUCAUUAUGGUUUAAUAACAACAUCAUCGACACUUUAUAUGUGGGGUAAGAAUAUUGAACGACAGUUGGCUCGCGAAAGUGUAAAACCAGACAUAACAACUCCGUCAAAAUGUCAAGCAUUCAAUGAUAUUGAAGUUAAAUAUGUAGACUGUGGUGCUGAUUAUACAUUAGUGAUAACAAAUGAGAAUGAAUUAAAGACAUUUGGAAAUAAUGGCAAUGGACAGUGUGGUGUGGAAAAUUUAGGAGAUAAACAGGGAGCUGGAAAAUUGAUAAGAUUUAAGUCAUCAAAAAGAGUAUUUCGUAUUCCUGAGAGUAGCAUGUAUUUGCAUAAUCCAGCAUCAGUCAAAAUACCUCUAAAUGCGCCAUCAACAUUCGUAAAUUUCUCAUCAAAUCAACCAAUUUGUUACUUAAAGAAUUUACCAAAGUUUAAGAAACAUUGCAUCAUUGAGAGUGCUCUAAGUAAGUCAUUAAAGAAGCAGGCACAUCAUCAAUUAUAUGUUGAUGAAAAGAUCUUGGACAGUAAUCGUAAUCCAUCAUUUUCAUCGAUAUCGAGUGUUGCUUCAGAAACAUCAACAUUAUCAUCAAAAUCAUCUUAUAAUGGAACUGAAUGUGAUGAUCCAACAAAAUCAAAUGACUACAUUCAUUAUUGUCUGUUCCUAUUUCAAGGACUUUACGACUCAACACAUUUUUAUGAGAAAAGCUUAAAUCACAUAAUUAGUAGUGAAUACAAGAUUCGAACAUUAAUGCUUAAUUAUAAUUAUAUUGAGGCUUUUAAGCAAGCUUUAGAGAGUGAUGGACGAACGUCGGCAUUAUCGAUCAAGAUUUUUGAAUAUUUUACAACAGAUCAAAACAUAAUUCCAAUGCAUACAGAAGAUAUCAAAUAUUUCAUUUAUGACGUCUUUCUACACUUUAUUAAGAAUCAAAUGGAUGUAUCGGAACUUGAGAAAUAUUUCCUCUGUAAUCUUGACUACUAUUUCCUUCAAUUAGCAUUCAUUCUAUACUUUUGUGGCAACAAUAAUAAUAAUAAUAAUCAUAACAAUAAUAAUGUUCAACCGAAUGGAUUGGAGAAGCAAUUGUAUGAAAAAUUCAAACAUUUAUACAGCAAUUAUGAGAACUUUGCAUAUUUCGAUACAAAUGAGAUUGAAAUGAUUUUUAAAUCAAUAACGACAAACUUUCAUUGUGCUUUAUGCCAGAACAUAUUAAAAUAUUCAGAAAACUUCAAUUGA
Molecule: messenger RNA, 5610 nt
Organism: Chironomus riparius
Lineage: Eukaryota; Metazoa; Arthropoda; Insecta; Diptera; Chironomidae
Source: the annotation of a GenBank genome assembly